Molecule: messenger RNA, 1404 nt
Organism: Sapajus apella (tufted capuchin)
Lineage: Eukaryota; Metazoa; Chordata; Mammalia; Primates; Cebidae
Product: probable E3 ubiquitin-protein ligase makorin-2
Exons: 8
Coding region: 38-1135 (365 amino acids)
Biological process (GO): protein polyubiquitination
Molecular function (GO): metal ion binding; ubiquitin protein ligase activity
Source: RefSeq, a predicted model, not a curated record
AGCCCCCGACAGGUUCUCACUAAGGGCUGCAGCUGCGAUGGACCCUGCAGGGCCAGAUGGCAGUGGCCAUGGUGGGGAGCUCAGCCGCCACUCCCAGAGGUCAUGCAGGAACUUUGUUUUCCCGGCCCGUCUCUGGGGGCCGAGGCAUCGCUUUGCUCAUGAUGGAAAAGUGUCCCAGGUCUGCAAGUACUUUGAGGAAGACUUCUGCUUCCGUGGACAUCGUGGAGAUGGAUGCAGCUGUCAGUACCCAAAACUCCCCGACCCCCUGGAAUGGGAUCGCCGCCAUUCGGAGCCCCAUGUCACUCUGCCAGAUCCCCACCUAGGACUGGCCCGCAGAGGAUCCGAGCCCACCUACUUGCCCUCUGUGGCUGUGGGCUGGGGCUGGGCCAGGGCCUACUGGAGUGCAGAGCCUGGCCUGGAGGGGCUGGCCAGCAAGGAUGAGGAUGUUGGUGGCAGCUCCUGGAAGUCCCUGCCUUCAUCAUCUGCUGACGGGGAUCAUGGCCACUCCCAGGAGUCUCUGCCGAAGUUCCACCUUGUACAAGAGCUCACGGCGCCACUUCAGAGCCUGGACCUUGAGGACAGUCAGAAUGUGGUGUGUGGCAUCUGCAUGGACAAAGUGUGGGACAAGCCAGAGGCCCAGCGGGUCUUCGGCAUCCUGCCCAACUGUAGCCACGCCCACUGCCUGGGCUGCCUGCGCACCUGGCGGAAGAACCGGCAGGAUUUCCCACUGGAUGUCAUCAAGGCCUGUCCCCAGUGCCGUGUCCAUUCCAGCUACAUCAUCCCCCACAAGUUCUGGGUGAGCAAAGGGGCUCAGAAGGAGCAACUCAUCAGGAACUUCAAGGCUCGGACCAGCCAGAUACGAUGCCGGUUCUUCGUGCGAGGGAAUGGCCGCUGCCCCUUCAAAUCUGAGUGUAUCUACCUGCACCAGCUCCCAGCUAAGGCCCUGACCUCCAGUUCUCCCUGGCCUAAGAGAGUGCAACUGGCCUCUGGGAGUGAGGUGCCAGGCCCAGCAUCGUUCCUAAGGGGUGCUGAGCCACAGUACAAUGCGUUCUUCAGGAACAGUGCCCUGGCCGUGACCUUCUGGGGUUCAGAACUCCUGCAGGACCCCAACAGUUCUUGCCAUGGCCUUCUGUAACCAGGAUCAACUUGAGGGAGAUUGGGGUGAGGGGAAGGCGUUUCUAGGUGGUAGAUCUUUCCCUUUUUGGGUUUGGUGGGGGGCAAAAAUAGCAAGCCCUCCACCCCCAUGAACUGCAGCAGUGACACAGCUGGGGACAUGGGGGAGUUGCGGGGGAGGCUCCUAGCAUGAGGAAAGUUCAAAACCUCUUGCCAGGGCCUUGGUUUUUAACUUUGCUGUUUUGUAGAAUGACUCUGAAAGAAAACCAAUAAAAUGCACUAAGUUAUCAU